AUGCAGACCACGAAGCCGAUCCUGACGUUGUCCAGCCUCGCCGGCGUGGAAACAGUAGACGCGAGGUAUCCUCCACUAGAGGCAUCUACGGGCCGGAUCCUUAGUGCUUGGGAGCAAGAGGAGCAUAGAGCCAACCCAGAGCUCGUAUCACGGCCACCAGAGACGCAAAAGAAGAAGAGGAAGGGCACAGGCACCACUAUCAUGAACAAGAGGUCGAAUACACUUGCUUCCGUGAGCAGCCGGGUUGACGAUCUUGCCCAGCAGAUCGGUGAUUUCAUCAAGUCACAAGCAGCAGCAACGCCGGUGCUGUUAUCACAGGUGCCCUCACUUCCACAGGUGCCGCUGGUGUCACAGGGAUACCAAACGACGAUGCCCUCACUUCCACAGCCGGCGCCGCCGUCACAGGGAUACUAUGUGAUGCCACCGCCUACACCAAUUGUGCCUGUAUACGUACAGGCGCCGGCGCCGUCACAGUGGCAAGAACCGCCUCCCUCGUCACAGGCACAUCACGACGGCUUCAUGUGGGCACAGCCGCCGGCACAGUCUCACGAGACGGCUACGGAGCAUUUCCAGCAGCUAGGGGAUCAGAGGGACACGGCACCAUACAAAUCUAGCAGGCAGGCCGGUCACAAAUUCGUUCCUUACGUGCCUCGCCCUCCGCCGCGUCGGACUGAUCCUUCCUCACAGUCACAGUCACAGUCACAGAGGUAG
Hirsutella rhossiliensis is the source of this 711-nucleotide messenger RNA. RefSeq lists its product as uncharacterized. The record is from RefSeq and is a predicted model, not a curated record. Lineage: Eukaryota; Fungi; Ascomycota; Sordariomycetes; Hypocreales; Ophiocordycipitaceae. The transcript has a single exon. The coding region runs from base 1 to 711 and encodes 236 amino acids.